UACUUCCCUGUAGGUAUAUACAUAGUAGUGCGUGUAGGUAAACUUGAAUACUCUCUUUCAUUUACCUUUUUUAUACCGUGUAGCUUCAACAUUUCUUAUAGAAUCUGUGAUGAUAAUAACCCUAGGUACUAUACGCAACUAUACUCUACACAUAUUAUACCUACCUCCAUCACAAUAAGAUACAAGAUGCCAAUCGAGUACCAGCAUACCAAAAUCCCAACAUGUUAUGCCACAUGUAGCAUCGGACACAAGGAAUCUCAGACACUGCCCCUGAAAUUCAAGGCUAUAGCAGACGCUGGGUUCGAUGCCGUUGAGCUAUCGAUGCCUGAUAUAUUGUCAUAUGGGAAGAUGCUUCACGGUGAAGAACCAGAUCCCAGGGACUAUGACGCCCUAGUUGACAUCGGAAAAGCCAUAAGAACACAAGCCCGAGAGCACAAUCUUAUAAUCCUCAUGCUGCAACCCUUUGCGAACUUCGAGGGCUGGCCAAAAGGUAGUGAGGAAAGACGUGAUGCGUUCGAACGUGCAGAGGGGUGGAUGCGCAUCAUGGAAGCUGUCGGCACCGAUAUGCUACAGGUCGGGUCCUCAGAUGCGCCCGGGAUAUCAUCGUCACUUGAUGACCUCGCUGGAGACUUAGCAGAGCUAGCGGACCUUUGCGCCGCUAGGGGACAGCGUAUCGCGUACGAGAAUUGGUGCUGGGCUACGCACUCACCAAAUUGGAGGGAUGUGUGGCGUAUCGUCGAAAAAGCAGACAGGCCUAAUCUCGGGCUAUGCCUUGAUACUUUCCAGAGCGCUGGUGGCGAGUGGGCGGACCCAACCUCGAAGUCUGGGAUGCUUGAAGACGUGUCUCGGGACAAACUUGAAGCUCGAUGGAAGCGAAGUUUAGCUGACCUGAGCGAGACCGUCCCGCCCGAGAAAAUACACCUCCUACAGAUCUCAGACGCGUAUAAAAUGGACCCACCGCUAGAGGCGAAGACAGACGGGGAAGGGCUACGAUCAAGAGGUCAGUGGAGCCACGACCAUCGACCGUUGCCGUAUGAUGGUGGCUACCUACCCGUGCAGGAGUUUUUGAACGCUGUGCUGAAAACGGGAUUUAGGGGUUGGCUAUCUAUGGAAGUGUUUGACGGUCGGGCAUCUAAGAAAUACUCUGAUAUGCUUGAAUUCGGCAAGAAAGGAAUGUCGUCAUUGGAAAAGUUGUUACAAUCGUAAAUUCUCAGGUUAGUGUACCUAUGUAGAGGAAUAUCGAUAGCUCGCUAUCAGCACCAUUUGGACAUAUCUAAAAGCAUCCUGAGAUCGGAACCAUUUCGUUAAAUAGAAUUGGUAAAUAAUACUGGUUUAGGAAUAUUUGCAUUGAUAUCCGGGACGGUAGUAAGACAGUAAGACAAAUUCUAGGGUUUGAUGCGACGUCGAUGAGGUAACAUGUAGAACUGAUGAGCAAAUCGAAGAUAGACUACGCUGUAGUUAAUAAGACUCAUGAAAGGUGUGAGGCAAAGUUGUCGAGGGUGUGAACAUGGAAGACACGGAUGUCGUUGUCAACGCCAAUUAGAAUUGUGCAUGCAUGAUAUAAAAGUUGGGAUUGAACGAAUGAUACAUAAGUAUUU
This is a messenger RNA of Hypoxylon fragiforme, 1598 nucleotides long. Its product is annotated as xylose isomerase-like protein. The transcript has a single exon. The coding region runs from base 187 to 1206 and encodes 339 amino acids. The record is from RefSeq and is a predicted model, not a curated record. Lineage: Eukaryota; Fungi; Ascomycota; Sordariomycetes; Xylariales; Hypoxylaceae.